This is a messenger RNA of Homarus americanus (American lobster), 3073 nucleotides long. Its product is annotated as cytochrome P450 4C1-like. Gene Ontology annotation, molecular function: iron ion binding; monooxygenase activity; heme binding. NCBI's taxonomy places the organism in Eukaryota, Metazoa, Arthropoda, Malacostraca, Decapoda, Nephropidae. The transcript has 13 exons. The coding region runs from base 245 to 1792 and encodes 515 amino acids. The record is from RefSeq and is a predicted model, not a curated record.
GGAAUUCGCGGGGUCGGCUACUCAGCGACAAACAGCGGUUGUAGGGGAGAAAUCCACUACAAUACCAUGUUACAAUGUGUAAAAUAAGCUGAACCAAUCAGCGUGUUCGGAAAUCCAGUCAGCCUUGUAGGGGAGUCGUCUGGCAGCCACGCUCAGUCACCACACCACCACUCAUCCUGUGGACAACUUCACUAGUGAGGGGAGACUCCAGACACGGGUUGGCUCUCAGCAACUUAACCACACUAUGGCUUGGCUGAGGGAUGAUUUCCUGUUGUGGGUGCCCAGAGUGUUUACCUACGUUGCUUUCUCUGCCAUUGUGGCCAUCACACUAGUAUGGCUUUUUAAGAGGCAACAAAAGAUUUGGCUUAUAGAACAGAUCCCAGGACCCAAGGGUCUGCCAAUUCUUGGGAAUGCAUUAGAUGUAAACGUGGAGCCUCGAGAGUUGUUCCAGCGGGUGUGUGGGCUAACUCACAUAUGGGGUUGGCAGCUGCAGUUCGUCCGGGCCUGGCUGGGGAUGCGUCCCUUCCUUUUAUUCUACCAUGCACCCAGUGUUGAGGUAAUCCUAAGCAGUCAGAAACACCUGGACAAGAGCCUGGACUACACUUUCCUCCACCCUUGGCUUGGCACUGGGCUUCUCACCUCCACAGGAAGUAAAUGGCAUUCCCGCAGGAAGCUUCUGACUCCUGCCUUCCACUUCAAGAUCCUGGAUGACUUUGUUGAGGUGUUCAACAACCAGAGCAACAAGAUGAUUCACAAGUUACUGAAAAAGGCAGAUGGGAAGCCUUUUGACAUCUUCCCCUUCAUUACUCUCUGUACCCUUGAUGUUAUAUGUGAAACAGCAAUGGGGAACAACAUAAAUAUCCAAGACAAUAGUGAGUCAGACUAUGUUCAAGCUGUAUACAGGAUUGGUGCACUUGUUCAGUACCGUCAAGCACGACCUUGGUUGCAUCCCAACAUUCUCUUCAAGCUCCUUGGGUAUGCAAAGGAGCAGGAUGCAUGUCUUAAACUCCUCCAUGACUUCUCAUACAAGACUAUUAGAAGCAGACGCAAAGAAUACCAGCAAAUGAAGAAGAACACAACGUUUAAUGAAGAUGAAAUAAUUGGAAAAAAGAAACGUUUGGCAUUCUUGGACCUGUUAUUGGAGUAUUCUGAGCAACAUACUGCAUUGUCGGACGUGGACAUCCGUGAGGAGGUUGACACCUUCAUGUUUGAAGGCCACGACACUACAGCAGCUGCCAUCAACUGGUCGCUUUACUUGAUUGGCUGUUAUCCAGGGAUCCAGGCUCGUGUGCAUGAGGAACUUGAUUCCAUCUUUGGUGACUCUGACCGCCCGGUGACCAUGGCUGAUCUUCGUGAGAUGAAGCUGACAGAGAACUGCAUCAAAGAGGCUCUUAGACUUUUUCCAUCUGUGCCUUUUCUGGCCAGGGAGUUGAAGGAGGAGGCCGUCAUUGACAAUUACCGUAUUCCUGUGGGCACAACUGUUAUGAUUGUGACUUACCAACUGCACCGUGACCCAGAACAGUUCCCCAACCCAGAAGUAUUUGACCCAGAUCGCUUUUUACCAGAGAACGUCAGCAAGCGUCAUCCAUAUGCCUAUGUUCCCUUUAGUGCUGGGCCCAGAAACUGUAUUGGCCAGAAGUUUGCAAUUAUGGAGGAAAAAAUUCUGCUGAGCAGCAUUCUUCGUAAGUUCCGUGCAGAGAGCGUCACCCGUAGAGAGGACCUCAGGUUACUCGGAGAACUCAUUCUCCGACCAGAAAAUGGAAACACUGUUAAACUUUUCCCUCGAGAAUAAGUCAUAUGUACAAUGAAUUCAUGUAACUUGGGGAGAAUAUGGGUGAAAUGUAGAGGAAAUGGAAAUCAGGGAUAACAAUAAGCAUGAAUAGUUUUCACACAACUCUUUUGUAGAUUAAACCUGACCUAAAAGCAUGUCUCAAAUGUGGAUACUGUACAUGUCAAACGGUGGUUUGGAGAGGAAGUGGAUACCAGCACUUUCACAGUGUUUAAAUGUCUGCUUUAAAAUAAUAUUGUAUAAGAGUACAAUACAGCAAAAAGAAAUAUUACAGAAUAUAUAUAUAUAUAUAUAUAUAUAUAUAUAUAUAUAUAUAUAUAUAUAUAUAUAUAUAUAUAUAUAUAUAUAUAUAUAUAUAUAUAUAUAUAUAUAUAUAUAUAUAUAUAUAUAUAAAGUAUUGUAAAUGGAGAAAUAUUGAAAUGUUUGUUAUAUUUUGGAAUUAAAGCUCAACUUUUACUCAUAGUUUAGGUAUAAUUUGUCAUUGUUAUAAAUUUUUAGUCCUUGUAUGAAUGUGUUUUACUGUAUGGUACUGUAUAUGGUCCCAAAAAGGGUGUGAGCAGCAAAACUGUUGCAGCUGUUGUCUUAAGUGUUCAUUAUAAACUGACAUAACAGAAGGGGCAUAGAUUGUGGAGGGGAUUCUUCCCCCUCUACAAUUGAGUUGGAAUAUUUCUUAUAUAAUUAUCUCCCCCCCCCCUACAAGUAAUGUAAUUCUUAAUAAAACCAUUGCAAUUUCAAUUUCCCAAACUUAGUUCAAAUUUCCCACUUACUGGAGCUUGUGUCUCAAGCUGAAAUCGAGGGGAGUGCUCCGAGAUUCUCAAUUUUCAUUAGCUGGCUGAUUCCAUCAUCUUGAGGGGACAUCCAGUGAGACUCCAGGGAUUUAAAAUAAACAAAAAAGAGUUAGUUUUGUGUGCAAGUUGCCCAGAAGAGAAUGCCAUUUGUAAGUUUGAGUUUUUUAUAAUAGUUUUUAAUAGUUUUAAGUACAAAAGUAAUUGGUAAUUGUCAAGCUUUUAUUAAAAAAUACCAACAAGGUCUUACCAGGCCUGACUUCCCAUCCUCUGAGAUGUGAUAGCUCAUGACAUUGGAGUCUACCUGUAAGUGCUUCUGGUCAUACCUAAUAUGGCAGUCCCAGCAAGUCAGUUCUGCAAAAAACAUUAUGCUUUCUAAAAUUAUAUAAAAAAUAUACAGAAAUUUGUUAUGGCUCUGUUCAGAGGUGCAUUUCAAGUUUCAGAAGUCAUCCCCCCCUUCAAUCACAACAAAUCUAUGCCAAUGAAUGCCAGAAUAUUU